AUGAACGACGAUCACGAUUUAAAGCGUCAUGAUGUUGUAUAUGGAGCAACAAUCAAUUUAAAGCUAUGGAAUAUAUGGGAAGGCCUAAUUAUGGCUGCUUUCAGGGGUGCUGAAGAUGAAGUCUUUCGUCAUGAUAUUACUAUAGAUAUGCAAGCUCAUUUUGAUUCAGUUCGAGAACGCCUAGCUCAGUCAGUUUGGGUUAAAGAAAGAGCGCUCAUGGCACUCUUUGUCGCCAGCCACCGUGGUCAUUUUCGUUUAGUACAAAAAUUAAUCGAGAUAAAUGCUGAUGUUAACGGUAAAACACCUUCAAAUCGAACACCAUUACACGCUGCAGCAGUGAUGGGGCAUGAUGAUUGUGUUCAGCUUUUGUUGGAGAAUGGUGCUCACCUCGAUAUCCGUGAUUGUAAUAAAAUGACUCCAUUGAUCUUAGCUGAGAAAUAUGGUAGAAAAGGUUGUGUUAGACAAUUGUUUUUACAUAAAUGGAAGAUUAGGGCAUCAGUAAUGAAUACAAAGAUUCCAAUCGAGUCGUUAAUGACACAUCAAAAAUAUGAUUCCGGUUUAAUAACUUGGCUACGAGGUCCUGAAGGUAAAAUUUAUCUGGCUGAUUUGCGAAAUAAUAUUCCUGAGUCAUUAUUACGUGAUGCUGCUAAGCCACCGGCAAAAACCAGACAAAGAAGCCAUUCGACCGAAAUAAAUACAGAUAAAUAUAGUUUAUAUAAAAAGGUAUCAACUAAAACGACAAUGACCAGGGAAAAACACUUUCACGAAGCAUCUAUACAAGCUGAUCUUAGUCGUAGAGGUCGAGAAGCGCGUGAAGCUCGUGAAAGGGAACAACGUGAGAAAGAAUUGCGUGAACAAGAAGCUAUGCUAAAUAAUCAAAACGGUGAUGAUGAUUCUAAUCAAACUAGUGGUGAUGACCCAGUAAAUCCCAAUCGUGGACGUUCUCAAUCAAUUACUCACAAGACUCCAAUGCCACGUAUUAGUAUCGCUAAAUCAAUGCAAAAGUCUACGACAAAUUUGAAAGGUAAUAAUAGAAGUGUACCUUUAAAAUCAAUGACUUCAGGUGAUGGGAAUAAACUAAAUACAAGCAGUAGUAAUUUUGCUGUGAAGAGUGCUAAUAUCAAGGUAAGAGCAAUAUUGAAGGGGCAAAAAGGCAAAGUACCGUUUCAAAAUCAUCGAUCAAUUGUUGAAAAGCAAUUGAAGAUGGUCGAUUCAACGUCUAGUGCCGAUGACAGCAGCGAUAUCGAACACAAUUUCGACAUGACAAAUAUCGCAUCGAUUAGCCGAUCGCCAUCGCCAUCACUCAAUAAUUUAUCUCCAAGAACUCAUGGUAGGCCAAGUAGCAGUAGGCAUAGCAGCAGUAGUAGAAGUAGGAGUAUUAGUCCACAAUCCACGCAGUUAUUAGAUAUAAGAUUGCCAGGUGAGAUUACAACCGAAAUGGAAGCAAAUAAGCGAAAGAGAAUUGCUAAACAUCGCGCCCGACGUGAAUAUAUGGAAUUAGUAGCUCAAAAACGUAAAGAGUCUAGACCUAAGUCUUACAAAGAGUGGCUGUCUGCUAAAUCAUCGGUUGAAACAAGAAAUAAGCUAAAACGCUAG
Trichoplax adhaerens is the source of this 1596-nucleotide messenger RNA. RefSeq lists its product as uncharacterized. The transcript has 4 exons. The coding region runs from base 1 to 1596 and encodes 531 amino acids. Gene Ontology annotation, molecular function: protein binding. Lineage: Eukaryota; Metazoa; Placozoa; Uniplacotomia; Trichoplacea; Trichoplacidae. The record is from RefSeq and is a predicted model, not a curated record.